Annulohypoxylon maeteangense is the source of this 1659-nucleotide messenger RNA. Its product is annotated as RTA1-domain-containing protein. Bases 502 to 1455 code for a protein of 317 amino acids. Lineage: Eukaryota; Fungi; Ascomycota; Sordariomycetes; Xylariales; Hypoxylaceae. Gene Ontology annotation, cellular component: membrane. The record is from RefSeq and is a predicted model, not a curated record. The transcript has 5 exons.
CAGCCUCAAUCUACAAAACUGUCCGAUAGGUACUACGACACGUAAGCUUCCUUGGAAUAAUAGGGACCUAGUCUCAUCCUAUCAAUUAGAGGAUAGAUCUAAGCGAGAAUGAAACGGGUCUAUAUGUUUCGACAACUUGAAAUCAGCCCGAUCUUGGUAUGUAUGCACUAAGAUUACCGAUGUUGAAUCUCUGUAGGAUCUGAUGAAUCUUUCCGUGCCUCGUGGCGCGUUACAGCACAGCCAGUAAGGCGAACAGUUAGCGGGACAUGGAACACGGCAUGCCGUAGGUAUGACUCUUCCUAGAGAUAAGUCCUAUUUCCUGCUUUAUAGAUAUCGAAGUUGCCUAGGACACUGGCACUUGACAAUUUGGCUUGUUGGAUUCAACUAUGACUACCUAGGUAUCUGAACUGGUACCAUAGAAGUUCGAGAAUCUUGCUCUCUCCGUUUAUCUUAAUCACACAUUCAUUAGCCUUAUUUUAUUCUUAAUCGCAAGCCGUCAAUAUGUCGUCGGAAGAUCAAAAACUUUCCUUCUUUGACUAUGACCCGUCGAUCCCGACAGCUGUGGUGUGCUGCGUUCUGUUCGGACUCACUCUUAUCUGGUCGACCUUCAUGACUAUUCGGAAGAGAUCUUGGGUGUGGACAGUCCAGUUAUUGGCAAUACUCAUGGAAGUGGUUGGAUAUGCAUUCCGGAUAGUGUCCGCUAACGACCCAACCAGUCUAAAUCCAUACGCAGUACAAUUUUGUGUAAUCAUCCUUGCCCCUGUUCUUAUGGCCGGCGCCAUCUAUGUCGUUUUCGGUCGAAUUGUCUUCCACGUCGUUCCCGCUGAGGAGAGAACCAUGAGACUACUCUGGAUCCCUCCCCGGUGGAUUACGCCUAUAUUUGUCACCUUCGAUAUCGUCGCGCUCCUAGUCCAGCUUAUCGGUGCUGUUAGCGUGUCGAGCACGCAGGCUACUGACGAAGACGCAAUGAACAAGUUGAAGAUAGGCAAGGAUAUUGCACUUGCGGGUCUUGGAAUUCAAAUGGCCGCCUUUGGACUCUUUACGGUUAUCGCUGCUCGGUUUCACUUUACCUCGCAACGAUUCGUGGCGGGUCUCAGCUGGAGACUAGAGGAGGUAGAUGGUGGCAAGGCUGUCUUCGUCCGAGGCUCGACACGCAAGAUAAAUCCUAAUUGGAGGCAUUUACUAUAUGCUUUGAAUGCCUCCUGCAUUCUAAUCUUGAUCCGAUCUGUAUUCCGUGUAGUCGAGUUCGCUCAAGGUUCGAAUGGCUCGGUGAUGCAAAAGGAGUUCUAUAUGUAUGUCUUGGAUACUUUACCUAUUUUCCUGGUUGUCUUGAGCUUCUGUCUCUUUUUCCCGGGGUCCUAUCUCCCAUUCAUGGGGUUCAGAGUUCCGAAAAACGCAGCAAACACAAGGCUGGGAGGUGACGACAGCUCGGCUACCGCGUUACAAGAGAUAUAGGGGUUCCUGGGCUGAACUAGGAUGUAUCAGAUUCAUCCGGUUUUAGUUGAAUUUUACGUUUCCUAUUUGCCUUACAAUAUCAAGGUCGGAUCAAGUGAAUAUCUUUGUUAAGGAUGCCUCGACUUCAAUACAGACGUCAGGGGUCCUUAAGAUGAAGGGGACUUGACUCCAGUGUCCACUAGAGAAUGGAAACGUUUGUGAUGC